Molecule: messenger RNA, 4172 nt
Organism: Morus notabilis
Lineage: Eukaryota; Viridiplantae; Streptophyta; Magnoliopsida; Rosales; Moraceae
Product: trafficking protein particle complex II-specific subunit 120 homolog
Exons: 10
Coding region: 274-3885 (1203 amino acids)
Cellular component (GO): trans-Golgi network
Source: RefSeq, a predicted model, not a curated record
CACAACACUUUAUUACACGACUAGAAUUAGCCCACUGGGUGGAGAAAUCGGAAGUCUCCACCGCAUUACCUUAACACUUACUCGUGGUCGGAAAUCUCCCCCCAGUUCCAGUUUCCUUCUCAACAAGUAAUAACCAUAACCAACUGUAAAUAUUCACACACGUGGAAAUCUCAAAUCUCAUUUCUCAAAAUGUCUUAAGAAAUCUGAAAUCCCUUCUCAAAUUUCCUUCCCAUCGUCCCUGAGCGAAACCUCCGCCGUCCGAUCUGCCGGAGAAUGGAGCCGGACGCGAGCAUCGAGACGAGCAGCAUGAUCCGUGUGGCGGUGCUUCCGAUCGGGGAGGUUCCGCCGGCGGUGAUGCGCGACUACUCAUCGAUGCUGCUCCGCCACCAGACGAUCCCUCUCUCCGCCAUCAGCAGCUUCUACACGGAGCACCAGAAGUCUCCCUUCGCCCACCAGCCAUGGGACUCCGGCAGCCUCCGCUUCAAGUUCAUCCUCGGCGGCGCUCCUCCCUCCCCCUGGGAGGACUUCCAGUCCAACCGCAAGAUCCUCGCCCUCAUCGGCCUCUGCCACUGCCCUUCCUCCCCCGAUCUCUCCUCCCUCCUCGGCCGCUUCAAUGCUGCCUCCAAGGCCUACUCCUCCGCUCUCAUCCAUCGCUGCUUCGCUUUCUCCCCCGCCGAUUCUCAGUUGGAGGAAUGGAGUAAGAAAGGGGGGAAUUUGAUGCUGUUCCCGCCGGCAGACCGCGAGACGCAGGAGCUGCACCUGCAGACGAUGAUGCAGGAAAUUGCUGCCGCGUUGCUGAUGGAGUUUGAGAAGUGGGUUCUUAAAGCCGAGUCUACUGGGACUAUUCUCAAGACGCCUUUGGAUUCCCAAUCUAGUCUCAGCUCAGAGGAGGUUAUCAAGGCCAAGAAACGAAGGCUUGGCCGCGCACAGAAGACCAUUGGGGAUUACUGUCUGUUGGCGGGAUCACCUGUUGAUGCAAAUGCACAUUAUACCACAGCCUUAGAACUUUCAAGGUUGACUGGGGAUUUUUUCUGGUUGGCCGGGGCGUUGGAGGGCAGCGUUUGUGCUUUACUGAUUGAUCGAAUGGGCCAAAGGGAUCCAGUUUUGGAAGAAGAGGUUAGAUAUCGAUACCAUAGUGUGAUCGUGCACUACCGGAAGUCCUUUAUACAAGAAAAUGCUCAAAGAGUUUCACCCAUAACCUUUGAACUCGAGGCUACUUUGAAAUUGGCGAGGUUUCUAUGCAGAAGAGAGCUGUCUAAGGAAGUAGUUGAACUUUUGACUGCUGCUGCAGACGGUGCUAAAUCUUUGAUUGAUGCCAGUGAUAGGCUGAUAUUAUAUGUGGAAAUAGCUCGUUUAUAUGGCUCUCUUGGCUACGAGAGAAAGGCUGCCUUCUUUUCAAGGCAGGUAGCUCAGUUAUAUUUGCAACAAGAAAAUAGACUGGCGGCUAUUAGUGCAAUGCAGGUUUUGGCAUUGACAACUAAAGCUUAUCGUGUUCAAAGUACAGCAUCUGUUGCCAAAAGUUCUAUUGCAAAAAAGGAAACUGGAUCAGGUUAUGCUGAUAGCACAAAAAUGCUGCACCAGUCAGUAGCGUCUCUUUUUGAGUCUCAAUGGAGCACCCUGCAGAUGGUAGUAUUGAGAGAAAUUCUGCUAUCUGCUGUCCGUGCUGGAGAUCCUCUUGCUGCCUGGAGUGCAGCUGCGCGGCUUCUUAGAUCUUAUUAUCCUUUAAUUACACCUGCUGGGCAAAAUGGUCUUGCUAGUGCACUUUUGAAUUCAGCCGAUAGGCUACCAUCAGGAACUCGCUGUGCUGAUCCUGCCUUACCUUUCAUUAGAGUCCAUUCUUUUCCUGCCCAUCCCUCACAGAUGGACAUUGUUAAGCGGAACACUGCAAGAGAAGAUUGGUGGGCAGGAUCUGCUCCUUCUGGCCCUUUUAUUUACACACCAUUCAGCAAGGGAGAGCCAAAUAAUAACAGCAAACAGGAGCUCAUUUGGGUUGUUGGAGAACCAGUUCAGGUCUUGGUAGAGUUGGCAAACCCAUGCGGCUUUGAUUUGAGGGUUGAUAGUAUAUAUCUGUCAGUGCAUUCAGGAAAUUUUGAUCCUUUUCCCGUUACUGUAAAUCUUCCACCCAAUUCAUCAAAAGUGAUCACCUUGUCAGGGAUUCCAACUUCUGUGGGGCCGGUGACAAUUCCUGGGUGCACUGUCCACUGCUUUGGUGUUAUUACAGAACACCUGUUUAGGGAUGUUGACAAUCUGCUUCUGGGAGCAACCCAAGGUCUUGUGCUUUCCGAUCCUUUUAGAUGCUGUGGGUCAGGGAAGUUGAGGAACGUAGCUGUUCCAAGUAUAUCUGUGGCACCGCGACUACCCUUGCUGGUAUCACGCAUUGUUGGUGGUGAUGGUGCAAUUAUUUUACAUGAGGGUGAAAUUCGUGAUGUAUGGAUAAGUCUAGCUAACGCAGGUACGGUUCCAGUUGAGCAGGCACAUAUUUCACUAUCAGGUAAAAACCAGGAUUCUGUUGUCUCUUUUUCGAGUGAAACCUUAAAAUCUGCCCUUCCUUUGAAACCUGGUGCGGAAGUGACAAUUCCUGUGACCUUAAAGGCUUGGAGACUUAGUUUAGUGGAUGCUGAUACUGCUGGUGGGAAGAGUUCCUCGGGAACUGUAGUGAGGCAUUCCAAGGACGGAAACAGCCCCGCAUUGUUGAUUCAUUAUUCAGGGCCUCUAACAGAUUCUAAAGACCCUCAAACAAAUGAGUCUGUUGUGCCCCCUGGCAGGCGUCUGGCUGUACCUUUGCAGAUUUGUGUCUUGCAGGGCUUGUCCCUUGUUAAGGCUCGAUUGCUUUCAAUGGAGAUUCCUGCACAUGUGGGUGAAGACCUUCCUAAAUUGGUUCAUGUGGAUAAUAGCUCUUCUGAAGGAACUAUUAGCUCUAACAAUAAGAUGGACAAAUUGGUGAAGAUUGACCCUUUCAGGGGAAGUUGGGGACUUCGGUUUCUUGAGUUAGAGUUGUCUAAUCCAACUGAUGUUGUUUUUGAUAUUAGUGUUUCUGUUCAUCUGGAGAACUCCAGCAAGGAGGAUAGUCUUUGUGUUGACCAAGAUGCUAUCGGGCAUGGUUAUCCCAAGACGAGAAUUGACAGGGAUUGCUCUGCAAGGGUACUCAUACCAUUGGAGCAUUUUAAGUUACCUAUUCUUGAUGCGUCCUUUUUUGUGAAGGAUGAUCAACCAGAUGGGGUAACCAGUGGCAGAAGUUCAAGCUUUUCCGAAAAGAAUACCAAGGCUGAACUAAAUGCUUCGAUAAAAAAUCUCAUCUCCAGAAUCAAGGUUCGGUGGCAAUCAGGUAGGAACAGCUCUGGAGAACUAAAUAUCAAGGAUGCCAUACAAGCUGCUCUCCAGACAUCUGUUAUGGAUGUAUUGCUGCCAGAUCCAUUGACAUUCGGCUUCAGGCUUCUUGGAAGCAUUUCGAAACCUGAUGACCUUGGUUCGUUUAAAAAAUCCACUACUCAAGUUCAGUCUCCUGCAUUGAAGGGUUCUGUUGUGGCACAUGACGUCACUCCUAUGGAAGUCGUGGUUCGUAAUAACACAAAGGACAGGAUCAGGAUGAGCCUUAGCAUUACGUGCAGAGAUGUAGCUGGAGAGAACUGCAUGGAAGGUGCCAAAGCAACUGUCUUAUUGGCUGGGGUUUUGAGUGGAAUCAGAAUGGAAGUUCCCCCACUUCAAGAAGUCAAGCAUUCCUUCUCGUUGAAUUUCCUCGUCCCCGGAGAGUACACACUGGUUGCUGCUGCCAUGAUCGAUGACGCUAGUGACAUCCUCAGGGCUCGUGCUAGAACCGAUUCACCUGAUGAGCCAAUUUUAUGUCGCGGGCCUCCAUAUCAUGUGCGUGUUGUUGGAACUGCUUGACUCUUUUUUUCACCUUACGGCAUCGACUGGAUUAGUUUCCAUUGGAUAUUACUAGAUUACGGGAAUGCUGCUCGAACUAGACAGCCAAUGCCAGUUUUUUUAUUUGGCAGCAGCACGAGUCAUGCAUUGCCAUUCUUAUUGAAUUUGCCAGAGAGCUCGCCCUCCAUUUUGUUCGAUUAAACCUAGUCCUGAGCAUAGUCAAUAUUGCUAGAGCGUUUAUCUAUUGUAAUAUUAGUAUAUUCUUUUGUCUUGCAAUAUUGUGUCGUAUUUAAGUUGUCGCCGGUAAA